This is a messenger RNA of Kalmanozyma brasiliensis GHG001, 540 nucleotides long. RefSeq names its product hemerythrin/HHE cation-binding motif. The record is from RefSeq and is a predicted model, not a curated record. Lineage: Eukaryota; Fungi; Basidiomycota; Ustilaginomycetes; Ustilaginales. The transcript has a single exon. The coding region runs from base 1 to 540 and encodes 179 amino acids.
AUGGGCGGCGCCGAUCCUUGGGACUGCCUGUACCACGGCAUGCUUCCCUUCCACGAGCAUUUCCGCCAUUCCAUCUCGCAGAUCUCCACUCUCCUCCUCACACUUGCACCCACAUCACCCUCACCACCCAAGAACAAGGUCACCAACCUAGCACAGCUUCUCUACAUCUCGUCCUCGCUCUGUUCCUCGCUCGAGACGCACCACGCGAUCGAAGAGCGCUUCAUCUUCCCAACCCUCGCCAAGAAGCUGCCCCAAUUUGCUCACUCCUCUCAACACACCAAGGAGCACGAACAGAUGCACCACGCACUCGAAAGCCUCGAGGCCUACAUUGCAGAGGUCAGCAAGGCGUUGCGAAGUGGCAAACUUAAGAAUGCUGCAGAGUUGGAGGAGGUGUUUGACUACGAAAAGAUGGAUAAGCUGGUGCAGGGGCUAAAGGGAGUCUUGCUGCCCCAUUUGGCGGCGGAAGAGGCGAGUCUGAGAGCGGACGUAGUCAAAAAGGCGGGAUUCGAGCUCGGGGAGAUCAGGUAUCUCAUCCGAUAA